Canariomyces notabilis is the source of this 1610-nucleotide messenger RNA. Its product is annotated as putative alpha/beta hydrolase. Lineage: Eukaryota; Fungi; Ascomycota; Sordariomycetes; Sordariales; Chaetomiaceae. The transcript is spliced from 2 exons. The coding region runs from base 463 to 1455 and encodes 330 amino acids. The record is from RefSeq and is a predicted model, not a curated record.
AACACCGAAGACAAACGGUAUCAACGAAGUGUGGAGCGACAUCUCUGGCUUCCAAAAUCCAAACAGUUUCCUUCGCAAUGCGGACUCAUCUUUCGUGGUCUCGGGUACAGAUCUGACGGAGGCCAGGGCGGUAGUCGUUUCAUCAGAUUCCAAUGACAACUGGGGUUUCAAGCGCACUGUUGCUUGUUAGCAGUCUUUUGUAGUCGAAGAGUCCUUUGUUUUGGAAGUUACCGAGUCAAUCACAUCACUGCGCCCAGUGUUGGAUCCCCAAAACUGUUCAAUCGUGCGACCUAUACAACUUGCCGAGGAGUGGAGAUGGCGCUUGAUCCAUUCGGUUAGAGACCGCCAUCAUGCUGGAGCGUAACCGACCAUGUCCCCUCUCAUGGUGAUGCUCCAUUUGUCGAUCCAUCUUGACAGAUAUCCACCCUCAGGGGUAUGACCCCUCCUCGGGUCACCGCCAGCAUGCCCUACCGGUACUUGUACACAGUUUUCUCGAGAACCAUCCAGUUCUCUACUGGCCCUACUCACUUACACGAGACAAUGGCAGCCACCACCACAAUCGAGGUGCCCCAUAUGGGCGGCAUCCAAGCCGGCUACGCCCUCUCGGGCCCGGGGGGAGCAUACGACCCAUCCAAGCCGACCUGCGUGCUGAUCAACUCCAUGUGCACGACCGUGUCUCUGUACAAGGACCAGUUCGCCGACGAGGAGCUCACCUCGGCCAUCAACCUGCUCGCCAUCGAACCCCUCGGCCACGGUGCCACUAGCUUGCCAUCCUCCACCGAGCACUUCACCUACUGGGACUCGGCCAUCAUGGCGCUGCAGGUGAUGGACAGACUCGGGAUCCGCGAGGCUUUCGCCUUGGGCACCAGUCAGGGCGGGUGGAUCGUGACCCGCAUGGCGCUGCUGGCUCCAAGAAGGAUCCUAGGCUUGCUGCUGCUGGGGACGUCAAUAGACUACGAGUCGGCCGCGUCGAGGGAGCAGUUUGGUGCGUGGGAUCCUAAGACGCUUCUUACGCCCUUCUAUGACAAGUGGUGCAGCGCGACGGCCACGCCGGAGUUUGUCGUCGACGACGUCUGGUGCGGCAUGGUGGCCACGCUGGGGUUCGGCGCUGAGGCGACGGCGGAGUUGACGCAGUUCUGGAUCAGCACCCUGAAGGACGUGUACAAGGGCGACGAGGGGAGGAAGAAGCUCAGGAUGGCGCUCGCCUGCCUGCUGGACAGGGACGGGCUCUGCCGCAGGGUUCGGGACAUCACCUGCCCUGUGCAUUGGCUUCAGGGGACGGAGGAUGCGCCUUUUGGCACGAAACUCCCGGCGGAACACAUCAAGCUGUUCACUUCGUCCAAGGAGGCCAAGUUCACUAUCAUUGAAGGAGGCAAUCACUACCUGAACGCGACUAAUCCGAAGGAGGUUGGCUUCUACUUGUCGCAGAUGGUCAACAAGCACAGCACAAGGUGAAAUAAGCCUCACAUCAUCAAUCUAAUCCUAACCGUCAUACUAUGAUUCUGUGACCGAUCAUCCCCCUAAUUACUGGUGAACCUAUACAUAGAUCGAAAUAUAGAGCAAACUACACGUGUAUUCGAGAAUAACAAUCUCUGCUUCAACUUCAACCC